AUGGAAUUUGUUAGCAGCUUUAAUCGAGAAUUCACUUCAGUGACAAAAUCAAGGACAUUUAAUAAAUCUGAUCAGCUGACUCCCAACAAGCAGUAUCAUUCUUUUACAGACAGGAAAAAGGUAGUUGAGGAGAUGGAAUAUCAAAAUAGUGAAGGUACUGAGGUGAUAAAUAGAGGGCUUAGUCCGAACUCUUCUCCCACCUCAGCAAGAUCUAGUUAAUUAGUUCAACAUUACAAUGCGGUAAGGGGAUUAGUAUGUGGAUUUAUAGCAGCAUGUUCAGCUGGGCUAUAGCUUGACCUCAUUAAAAUUAUGCUUUUCUAUACAGACAUUGGAGUAUUUGAGCUGGUUUACUAACGAUCUUUAACAGCUUUUAUAUUAGUCUCCUUGAUCCUUUACUAUCUUAAAAUUUCCCCAUUCGAAAUAGAUAAAAAAGCUCUGCCUUAUGCUUUCAUUAGAAUAAUAGGAUCUGCCGCUGGAUUUUUGCUAAUGAUAUUUUCCCUUGAAAUUAUACCUGUAUCUAAGACUGUAGUUAUUGUAUAUAACCCUUUUAUCUCCUCGUUGAUAUCAUAUGUGACAAUUGGAGAAAAGAUGUCAAAACACGAUAUCUUAUGCUUCUUAGUAUGUACUGUUGGAGUUGUUUUACUAACAGAUCCAUUAAAUAGCAAAAUAAUGAGCUAUAAAGAUAUACUAGGAAUAGUAUUGGCACUAGGCUCAGCAGUAAGUUUCAAUCUAAGUUAUGUUGCUUUGAGAAAAAUUAAGGAUAGACCAGUUAAUAGCUGGGUUUUAGUAUUUUACAUAAUGGUAAUUAACCUUGUAUUUAUGCCAGGAGUGUUUCUCACCUAUGAUGUCUAUAAGAACCAAUUCACUCAUUAUUCUAACGAAGUAUGGAUUCUUAUCAUUUUAACUGGAAUAUUAACCCUUUCUACCUUGUACUUCACUAACCUAAUGUUCUAUUAUGAAAAAGCUGGUAGAGGAGCAGCAUACAGCAAUUUUGAACUUAUAUUCACUUACUUUUUCGAUGUCUUUUACAUGAAAAAUAACUUUAAAUUCAUUGAAGUAAUUGGUGCAUGGCUAAUAGUAAUGGCUAACAUAUAUCUUUAUGUGUUAAAGUCUUUGGGAAUGCUUAAUUGA
Messenger RNA from Stylonychia lemnae, 1131 nucleotides. Lineage: Eukaryota; Ciliophora; Spirotrichea; Sporadotrichida; Oxytrichidae. The record is from the annotation of a GenBank genome assembly.